AUGUCUACAUCCGCCUCCACCUCCAAGCAGGUGCUCUACUCAGCAAUGUUGGCCAAAUUUCCAGGCAGGACCUCCAGCGUCAUUUGCUCGCGUUUCUCCUUCUCAUACAUCGUCGUCACGUCUCCAACUUAUUGCGAACAUCGUAAAACACCCCUCACGUGCUUCGCUUUCCUCCAACCAUAA
Molecule: messenger RNA, 183 nt
Organism: Ostertagia ostertagi
Lineage: Eukaryota; Metazoa; Nematoda; Chromadorea; Rhabditida; Trichostrongylidae
Source: the annotation of a GenBank genome assembly